Molecule: messenger RNA, 1623 nt
Organism: Plasmodium vinckei vinckei
Lineage: Eukaryota; Apicomplexa; Aconoidasida; Haemosporida; Plasmodiidae
Product: PIR protein CIR protein
Exons: 4
Coding region: 1-1623 (540 amino acids)
Source: RefSeq, a predicted model, not a curated record
AUGACCCAGCCAUCUUAUAAUAUUAAGGAUGUGUAUAGUGAAAUUUUUACGACCAAUGACUAUUUUGGGGAUGAUAAUGGCCAAUUUAGAGUUAAUACACAACACAAAUCAAUCAACGAUUAUUGUGGUUCCUGGAGGGACUCAGGAAAAGAUGAUUGUCAUAAUUAUAUUCAAUUGGCUAUUUGUGGUUUUAUUUAUUUGCUAAAAAAUUUUAAGAAGUAUAUUUUAGAUUAUGAUAAACUUGUCGAAUACGCAAUUUUAUGGUUAAGUUAUAAACUAAAUGAAGCCCCAAAAGAAUGUAACAUCAAAUUAAAUGAAUUUUAUACUAAAUAUAUAGAAACAAAUAACCAUUAUAAUAAUAUAAUAAAUGAUGAUGAUAAUAUGACUUAUAAGAAUAUUAUAAACAAAAAAAAAGAUUUGAUGAAUAUGGAUAUUAAUGAAAUAUCUAAAUUUAAUGCCCUAUUUUAUAUAUUAUUUUUUUCCUAUUAUUUAUCUCAUUUGGGAUAUCAGGAUUGCAAACAAUUUUCGCUUUAUCCUAUAUCGUUUGCUAAUAAUUUUAAUGAACUCAAUGAAGAUUCUAAUAAUAUAGAAGGCAGUCUAUAUACUCAAAUAUUGUCUACAUUAUCGAAUGAUUAUAAAAAUUUAAAAAAUAUAUAUGAUGAUAAAGAUAAAUCUUGCAAAUUUCCAGAUCUUCCAAAAAUAGAACCUAAAAAAAAUUCUGGACAAAAUACUUUAGAAAGUUCUGUAGAAAAAUCUGUAAAAGAUUCUGAACAAACAUUGAGACAGCCAUCUUAUAAUAUUAAGGAUGUGUAUAGUGCAAUUAAUACGAUCGAUGGCUAUUUUUAUGAGAAGAAUGAAAAUGGAGGAUCAUCUUUAUCAGUUAAUGAAUCAAUCCACCAAUAUUGUAAUUAUGAGAAUACCACAGAAGAUGGUAAAUGUCAAAAUUAUUUUGAAAUGGCUAGUUCUGGUGUUAUUCAUUUGUUAGAAAUGUUAAAUGACAAAUUUGAUUCAAAAUAUGAUAAACUUGCCGAAUACGUUAUUUUAUGGUUAAGUUAUAAACUAAAUCGACAUUUAAAUUAUAGUGGCACCAAUUUAAAUGAUUUUUAUACUAAAUAUAUAGAAACAAAUGAUAAUUAUAAUAUUAAAAUAAAUGAUAAUGCUAAUGAUAGUCCAAAUUAUAAGGAUAUUAUAAAUAAAAAUAAAGAUUUGAUGAAUACUAAUGAAAUAUCUAAAUUUAAUGCUCCAUUUAGUAGUUUACUUUUAUUGUAUAAUGGAAUUAAAGGGAACAAUCUGGAUUGCACAAAAUAUUCGAGUUAUCCUAAAUUGUUUGCUAGUGAAUUUGAAAAUCUUAAUAAUGAUUCUAAUAUUAUUGGAAAUGCUUCAUUCAGAAAAUUAUUGUAUAUAUUAUCAGAUGAUUAUAACAAUUUUAAAAAUAAAUAUGGUAAUGAUAAAUCUUGCGAUUUUCCAACCCUUUCACCGGUAAAAACAUCAUCAAGUUCGUCGAUAGCAAGCAAAUUAAUUCCAGGUUUAUCGGCAUUUGCAAUACCAGCGCUCUUUGGAAUUGCUUAUAAGACAAUAUAUAAGAAAAAAAUUAAAAAAAAUAAAGAAGAAAAUGAAACAUAA